AUGUCCAAAGCAACUCUGGCUGUUAUCGCUGCCGCCAGUGCAGCCACUGGAGCUGGUGUCACUGCGCUGCUCUUCUCCGGCAAACCCUCGAAGCCCCAACAAGAGACUCUCUCCCCGACACCCACAACCCAAGGCCCCAGGGUGCCGGUGCCUUCAACCAUCCCAAGCCCAACCCUAGCAUCCAAGCUAGCCACCGGACCCGUCGACGCAGCAGGAAUCCUCCAAUAUGGCUUCCCGGGUCCAAUCGCCGACGAACUCUCCUCGCUCCCAUUGCACGGCGCCUACGACCGACGCACACGCAAUCCAUCCUGGGUUGCAGAACACAUCACACCAGAAUCCCUGCGCAUGAACGAUGCCGACCGAAAGAAGAGCACUUUCUUCGAGGACACGACCAUCCCGGCCAUGUUCCGCGCCAAACUGUCCGACUAUUUCCGCUCAGGCUAUGACCGCGGACACCAGGUGCCAGCCGCAGACGCGAAGUGGUCGCAGGAUGCGAUGGACGGUACAUUCGCAUUGAGCAAUAUGUGUCCGCAGGUCGGCGAGGGUUUCAACCGCGACUACUGGGCGCACUUUGAGAAUUUCUGCCGUGAUCUCGCUAAGCGGUAUCCCUCCGUUCGCAUCGUUACCGGCCCCUUGUACCUGCCUCACCGUGACCCGGAUGGAAAGUGGCGCGUUAACUACGAGGUUAUUGGUAACCCGCCUAACGUCGCUGUGCCCACGCACUUCUACAAGGUUAUCUAUGCCGAAGAUGGCACCAACUCGCCCACGAGCAAGGUUGCGCUCGGUGCUUUUGUUCUGCCCAAUGCUCGCAUUGCGAAUGAUAAGCGUCUGACUGACUUCGAGGUUCCUCUCGAGGCUGUUGAGCGUGCUUCCGGUUUGGAAUUCGGCUCUAAGUUGGACCUCAGUCGUCGUCGUCGCUUGUGUCAGGAGGUGUCUUGCUCGAUCACUGUGCGUGAGUUCAACAAUGCCAAUAAGCGUUCUUAA
Messenger RNA from Penicillium mononematosum, 984 nucleotides. RefSeq names its product DNA/RNA non-specific endonuclease. Gene Ontology annotation, biological process: apoptotic DNA fragmentation. The record is from RefSeq and is a predicted model, not a curated record. Gene Ontology annotation, molecular function: metal ion binding; RNA endonuclease activity; nucleic acid binding. Gene Ontology annotation, cellular component: nucleus; mitochondrial inner membrane. The coding region runs from base 1 to 984 and encodes 327 amino acids. The transcript has a single exon. NCBI's taxonomy places the organism in Eukaryota, Fungi, Ascomycota, Eurotiomycetes, Eurotiales, Aspergillaceae.